AUGGCGUCUCUGACGAAUCUAAACCCAACUUCAACAGAUCUCGUUCGAAAGAAGAAGAAAUCCUCUGCUUCCUCGUCAUCAUCUCGGAGAACAAUCGCAGAUUCCGUCUCCGAUAGUGAAAUCAACGCGCGAUGGAGAUCAGAGAAGCAACAACGGAUCUACUCCGCCAAGCUGAUCCAAGCUUUGCAACAAGUCCGUCUCAGCUCCUCCGCCGUAUCAUCAUCUCCGGCGGCUCAAAAACGGGGAAAAGCCGUCCGUGAAGCCGCAGAUCGAGCUCUCGCCGUAUCCGCUCGCGGAAGAACGAUCUGGAGCAGAGCGAUCUUAGCUAAUCGGAUCAAACUGAAAUUUCGGAAACAUAAACGGCCGAGAACAACGGCGAUUCCGGCCAUAACCACGGUUGUUUCGACUGGAAGUAGUAGCAGCAACAGAUCGAAGAAACGGAGAGUAUCGGUGGUGAGAUUGAAUAAGAAGAGUUUACCGGCGAUUAACCGGAAAGUUCGUGUUCUCGGCCGGUUAGUUCCCGGUUGUGGUAAACAAUCUGUACCGGUGAUUCUAGAAGAAGCAACUGAUUACAUUCAAGCUCUGGAGAUGCAAGUCAAAGCUAUGAACUCUCUAGCGGAGCUUCUCUCUAGCUACUCUUCAUCAUCAUCAUCCUCCGGUGGUGGCUCAGCUCUUCCUCCGCCGCCGAUUUGA
Molecule: messenger RNA, 693 nt
Organism: Arabis nemorensis
Lineage: Eukaryota; Viridiplantae; Streptophyta; Magnoliopsida; Brassicales; Brassicaceae
Source: the annotation of a GenBank genome assembly